AAAAAAAAACAGUCUAUGCCCCUGAUUGGUAUUGUUUUUGUUUACUAUUCUCAAUUAAUAUAAAUUCUGUUUUAUUAUCUUUUAAUUUUAUAAUGUCUGAUUCUUCAGAAGAAGAAGAUCUAUCUCGAUUUAGAGACAUCGUUGAUACAACAUUUUUACCUUCAAUAAAAAAUUCAAACAUACCAAACAAAGAACCUAACCCAAAGUCUGAAAGGUAUUUAGAAGAGUCUAGUCAUUACAACGAUGUUAAAGUACCUCAGGUACUACAAAACAAAAUCGGAACCAAGGUAUCCGGUGUAAUUAAAGAAAUGAUUGAAUUUGUAAAUAUUGAAGAAAAGAAAUUUAAAAAACACAAAAUAAAAGGUGGGGUUAGACUGUUUAAGGAUUCACCUGAAUUUAUGACUUGUGAUGAAGUAAUAGAUGUUUAUACUGAAAAUCAUAAUAGAGAAGCAAAAAAACUGUGUCAAAUAAAGAAAGGCGAUAAUAUUAAUGAAGAAGAUAAAUUGAAGAGUGUUGCUGUAAGUGGUGAAUAUGUUCUGUCCAAAGAAGAAACAAAGUGCUGGAAGUCCAGGAGAAAAGAGAAACUUUUUAAGUAUAAGUUUAGUGCAAGACCUAAUAAGUUAGAGGCCAUCAAUUAAAUAUUAUUGUUGUGAUUAAAGUCUUACUUAAUUAACUA
Leptidea sinapis is the source of this 676-nucleotide messenger RNA. RefSeq lists its product as uncharacterized. The record is from RefSeq and is a predicted model, not a curated record. Bases 93 to 638 code for a protein of 181 amino acids. NCBI's taxonomy places the organism in Eukaryota, Metazoa, Arthropoda, Insecta, Lepidoptera, Pieridae. The transcript has 4 exons.